Molecule: messenger RNA, 930 nt
Organism: Lactuca saligna
Lineage: Eukaryota; Viridiplantae; Streptophyta; Magnoliopsida; Asterales; Asteraceae
Source: the annotation of a GenBank genome assembly
GCCUCUCUUCUCCAAUCCACUUUCCUCAACAAACAAUUUCAAACUUUCACUUUACACUUUACACUCUUUACUUCCCACCUUUUUCUCUUGAUUUCUUCAUAGUCUUUUUGUUGGUCAAUCCUAAAAAGUAUGAUGAAAACCUCAAAAAGGAGUAAACAGAAAGCAAGUCAAGAGAUUGAGGUCGCCAUUGAUUGGGAAGUAAGACCUGGUGGUAUGCUUGUACAGAAGAGAGUUGUCGGGUCGGAUCCUGGCUGUGUCACUGCCCCAAUCAUCAAAUUCAAAGUCUCUCAUGAAUCUUAUCAUCAUCAUAUAUCCUUACCCUCUCACUCAACUUUUGGUGAUCUCAAAAAGAUUCUUGCACGUGAGACGAAUUUAGAAGCCAAAGAUCAAAGACUAUUGUUUAGAGGGAAAGAGAAGGGGGAUGAUGAACAUCUAGACAUGGCUGGUGUAAAAGACAUGUCAAAGGUAAUCUUGUUAGAGGAUCCUGCAAGCAAGGAGAGAAAACUUGUUGACAAAAACAAGAAUCAUGGUAAUUUACAAGCAUAUGAUGCAGUCAUGAAAGUGAGAAAUGAGGUGGAUAAGCUCUCAGACAAGGUUGCGGGAUUGGAAACAUCAGCUAAAAAUGGGAUCAAGAUUGUGGAGAAGGAAGUUGAAGUUUUGACGGAGUUACUUAUGAAGGAAUUGCUUAAACUCGAUGGGAUUGAGGCCGAAGGAGAAGCAAAAACGCAGAGGAGAAUCGAGGUUCAUCGUGUUCAGAGGUUUGUGGACAUUCUUGAUAGUCUAAAGUUGAUAAAGAGUAAAAACCAUUCAGACAAAAGGGUUGCAGCUGUUACAAUAACAGAGAAAUGGGAAACUUUUGAGUCUGGAAUUGGAAGCCAUGUUCAUCAAACUUCAACGAAAAUAACAAAGGAUUGGGAGCAGUUUGAUUGA